Molecule: messenger RNA, 7651 nt
Organism: Loxodonta africana (African savanna elephant)
Lineage: Eukaryota; Metazoa; Chordata; Mammalia; Proboscidea; Elephantidae
Gene: CATIP
Product: ciliogenesis associated TTC17 interacting protein
Exons: 10
Coding region: 1325-2509 (394 amino acids)
Biological process (GO): actin filament polymerization; cilium organization
Source: RefSeq, a predicted model, not a curated record
GGACAAUCAAUAAUGAAGACCAAAGAAGAACUGAUGCCUUUGAAUUGUGGUGUUGGCGAAGAAUAUUGUAUAUACCAUGGACUUUCAGAAGAACGAACAAAUCUGUAUUGGAAGUAGUACAGCCAGAACACUCCUGAGAAGCCCUGGUGGUGAGACUUUGUCUCACAUACUUUGGUCAUGUUAUCAGGAGGGAUCAGUCCCUGGAGAAGGACAACAGCCUUGAUGAAGUAGAGGGUCACUGAAAAAGAGGAAGACCCUUAACAAGACGGAUUGACACAGUGGUUGCAACAACAGGCUCGGGCAUAACAACAAUUCUGAGGAUGGCGCAGGCCUGGGCAGUGUUUUGUUCUGUUGUACGCCGGGGUACUAUGAGUUGGAACAGACUCGACAGCAGCCAACGCCACCACAGAAGAUAUUAAUACGAUCAGUUUGAUGCUCCUAAGUAUUUCUAUACGUAAUUUUAAAUCUUCCUGAAGGUGAAAGAUAUUUCUCAACAAGGCCAUUGGGGGUUACCUUCCCAAGCGACAGGAAAGGGGGGCAUUUAAUGAGACUGAGAUUUAACACCAAGAUUUCUCUUCUGACCUCAACUGUGAGACUGAACCCCUUUUAUAACCACCAUGACAAUGCUGAGGCUUACAAGGUGGUGGAUCAGAUAGCCCACAGCCUAGGGCUUCAAUCAUAACAUUAUUUAAUUUUUAAAUCUACAUAUCUACUCUCCGUCCAGUUUGUUGCACCACUUUUUUGGAUUCAGUGUAUCUGUUUACUGCUUCAUUUUUUGAAUUCUUGUUGGCUCUGGAACCAGAUUGUCUCGGGUUGAAUCUUGGUUUUGCCAAUUAUUAGCUGUGUGGCCUUGGGAAGACAGUUAACCUCUUGUGCCUCGGUUUUUUUUUAUCCACAAAGCGGAGUUUAAUAGAAGUACCUACUCACAGGAUCAUUCCAAAGACUGAAUGAGAUAAUGCAUGUAAAGCCCUGUAGAACCAGAUGGCUAUUGUUAUCAUGAUUGUCUGUUAGGACCACAAUUUGUAGAGAUAUUCAUAGGAUAUCUAAUUGGAUUCUGUGUUUUUGAGGCUGUUACAACUUCUAAGGUUAUUCCAAUAAUCCAUUUCAUCUCCCUGCCUUUAAGAAUGUCAAAUGCUCCCCCUGCUGGACAAUAUCUCAGCUUGGGCUGAGCCCCAGAACCUGCAGAUCCUUCCAUUCUUUGUUGGACAAUUUCCUCCAAAGUCUGGGUGUUUAGCAAAGUGGGUUGAUGGCCCUUUAAGAGGCAGCAGCUAGUUCCAGUUGCUGUGGAGACAGCUGGACACUUACCGGGUAGAAGCAGGCAGCCAUGUCCUACAAACUUCAUUCCACAGGACUCAGAGCCAAGGACCACCAGCCCUCAUCCCAGAAGGAGAGUCUGCCACUCCCAGAAGCCAAUGGGGAAGCCAUCAAGUUCCUCACAUCCCUCCAACCUAAGGAGCUGCAGCUGCUAUUCUUCUCCGAGACUCUGACCAUGGUCUCAGACACAGGGGAGCCCCUGGGAGAGCUGACCAUUGAUGUGCAGAAAGGGAAAUACAGAGAUGAACUCGGGGUCAUCUCAGACUGCCUCAUCGUGCAUGCCUUCAACCGUGGCUACUUGGACAACACGCUCUGUGGAAACUCCCUUUUGGGCUAUCUCUCGGGGAAAAUGGAGAUCAUGGAACAACAUAGCCAUGAGUUCAUCAAGUUCCUUGUCCUCCCAAUGGAAAGGAAGACCAGUUUAGUGAGGCAGGAAGAUCAGCUGGCCAUGACCAGGAUUGUCAAGGAGGGGGAGGAAAUGAAGACCGAAGUGACUUUCUUCCCCUGGAACUCAAUCGCUGGCUUCAUCUCUGAGGCUGCCAACUUGGUGUUGCUGAGGGCGAUGGGCCGGCGGCAGAUGGUACCCAGCAACGCCUGCUUCCUUGCCUUGGACACGGAGGGGAAACUCUGCUAUUCCACUUACCAAGCCCUGGGCUUCCAGACAAUCCAGGUGGGCCGUCAGCAGGCGGAAGUUUUCAUCGUGGAGCAGACCGUACACUCAGAGGAGGGCAUCCCCAUGUCCUGCCAGUUCUACCUGUUCUCUGAUGGGCACCUGGCCAAGAGAGUCCAGGUGGGCUCCCCUGGGUGCUGCAUCAUCACCAAGAUGCCCAUCUUGAGGGAGGAGGAUGAGGUUGAGCCUCCUCCUGUGUUUGAGAAGAAGCCCCUAGCGUGGGAGGAGGAUAUGGAGCUCUACUCGAGGUUUCUGGACCGAAAGGAGGAGCUCCGACUCUGCCACACCAGCUACAUGCGACACCACCCUGAGGCCCAGGCGCUCAUCUCGGACUUCCUGCUCUUCUUGCUGCUGCGCCAGCCUGCGGACGUGGUCACCUUUGCCGCCGAGUACUUCGGUCCCUUCGCGGUGCGCCGCCGGCCGGCCCCGUCCCUGCGCUCGUCCAACCGACCCAGCCCUUUCCGCUCGCUGGCCCCGGAGCAGCCCUCCAGCAGCGGGUCCCCACCCGCCUCGGGGGAGGGCUAGGCAGCCGACGGGAGGAGAGCGCGUCCGGCCGGGCCCCGCGGGCCGGAACGGGGCAGGAAGCCGGGCGUCGGCGAGGGCGCGCUUUCCGGGCUGCGGUUUUGUAGGAAUAAACUGGACCCUCCCGCUGCUCUGCUGGGCGCGCAGACACCUUCCUGGCAGCGUCGUACGUCAGGCUAAAAAUAGGAGCCGCUGACAGCAUUUAUGGAGUGAAUUUCAGUCCUUCUAGAAAAGACUAUUACGAUCAUUAUUAUCGUCAUUUUGCAGAUAAGAAAAUAGAGGCACAGACAGGUUAAGUAACUCGUAGGGCUAGAAUGUGAAGAAGUAGAAUUCGAGCCCAGACUCUUAGCCGUUAGUUUAGUGGGAAUGGCGGGGGGGGGGGCGCUUUUUCACAUUCGGAGUCUUUAUGGCGACCACCGAGCAUAAUUGCCCUCUCCACCCCACCCCCAAACUGAAAGAACACACAGAAGAAAGAAUGGGGGUUGGAGCCCCUUUGACCUUGCUUGUCACCUCUGAAGCCUCCCCAAACGCCCACCGCCAACUUUCAGGCUCCACUUUCUAUCCAUUGACACACAGUAGCUCCCAAACUGCGGACCCUGGGUCCCCUCCCUUUUCCCACUGACAUAGAGUAACUUCGAAACUGUGCAGGGACCCUGGGUCCCCUCCCCUUUCCCACUAACACAGAGUAACUUCGAAACUGUGCAGGGACACUGGGUCUCCUUCCCGUUCCCACUGACACAGAGUAACUUCGAAACGGUGCAGUGACCCCUGGUCUCUUCCCCGUUCCCACUUCAGGAGCCCCAAGCUGUGCAGGGUUCUCAAGUCUUCUCCCCAUUCCCGCUGUCAGAGAGGAACCCCAAACUGCAAAGUCCCUGGGCCUCCUCCCCGUUCCCACUGCCAAGAGCCCCAAACUGGGCAGCGUCCCCGGGUCUCCUCUGUUUUCCCACUGACAGAGAGGAACUGUGAGACAAUUCGUGGUCUCCUGCCCUCCUCUCCGUUCCCACUGGCACAGAGGAACCCCUAAACUGCACGAGGCCCCAGUUAACCAAUUUCUCCUCUAGAAAAUCGGUGGGCAGGUAGUGUCACCUCCUUAGACUCCCUGUUUGAUGUCAGCUGUGGCCAGCGGCUUGUUUCUGCCUGCUGGCUGAGGCUCGGUAGCUUUGUAAAUAUUAAACAUGACCCCUUGAGGCAGCUGGUAAUGAGGGUGCAAGCUCCAUCCCUCCACCCAUUCAAUCACUGGAAGCUUUUAUUUAACACCUGGAUAACUCAUGAAUGGAAAUAAGCUCAGGGCACGCUACAACACCACCUUUGAGAUGAAACAUUGCUCAUCCAUCAGUUUGUGGUACUGUGGUGGCUUGUGUGUUGCUGUGAUGCUGGAAGCUAUGCCGCAGGUAUUUCAAAUACCAGUAGGACCACCCAUGGUAAACAAGCUUCAGUGGAGCUUCCAGACUAAGACAGACUAGGAAGGAGGCCCUGGUGAUCUACUUUUGAACAUUAGCCAAUGAAAAUCACAACAGAACAUUGUUCGUCAUUCUGUUGUACAUGGGGCCACCAUGAGUGGAUGGACAGGGCAACUAACAACAGUAACACUGUGAGGUGAGAGAAUACAAAGAAGCUUUGCACUCUGGGGGACAAUACGAGCCACUAUCUACAAGGCUGGGGGGCAGGGAGUGAGGAAUCGGGGAAUCAGGGAAGAUGACAUGGAGAGUUAUUUCAGUUGAGCCUUGGAGAAUUUUUUUAAAAUAUAUCCUUUGUUGUCCUCUUUCCCUUAAAAAGAAAUACAUGUUUAUUAGAGAAAACUUUAAAUAAGGAAGAUAAACCAAAAGAAGAAAAAUGGAACCACCCAAUUCCUCUACCUGGAGGCAGCCACCCUUGGCACUUUUGGCAAAUAUCCUCUCUGCUUUUCUUUCUAUGGAUAAAUGCUCUGGUGUUGUUUGAACAUUUUUUCUGUCAAGCACUUUUAUAGAUUGUUUGGUCUGGUCUUCACUACCCCGAGAGAGAGAUUUUAUUUUAUUUUUAACAAAAAUGAGAUCCUGUAGUAAUACCUGUUCAUUAAUUGUUAAUUGAAUAUUUAUUUAUAUUUUUUGUAAACAUUUCAAACAUCACAGGUAUCUAAGUCUCCUUAGAUUUCCACUCCAGUCUCAUAGUGUUUUGUAAGCUUUUCUCAUGUGUUGUAACUGGCUGUUUCAUUUAACAAUAUAUUUUGAAAAUCUUUUCAUGACAUCACACAGCCUUCUAUUUUUGAUGGCUGUUACCAAUAUUUAGGAAACCCUGGUGGCAUAGUGGUUAAGUGCUACGGCUGCUAACCAAAGGGUCGGCAGUUCAAAUCCGCUAGGUGCUCCUUGGAAACUCUAGGGGGGCAGUUCUACUCUGUCCUAUAGGGUUGCUAUGAGUCGGAAUCGACUCGACGGCACUGGGUUUGGUUUUUUUUGGGUUUGGUACCAAUAUUUAACCACUCUUCCUACCCGUCACCCCAUUUUCAGCUACUGUAAACAAUGCUGCAUCAAACAUUCUUGUAGCUAAAUGUUUGCCUGUAUCAAUAGUAUAUCAAUGUAUUCCGCAAGAAUACAUUCUGAGAAGCAGAAUGGUUAGAUCAAUUUUAAGGAUUUGUUAACUUACUGGCAAAUUCUAGAUGGGUAGGAUUUUAGUAAGAGUCUGGUAAAGAAUUCUAGGCAGAGAAAAUGACAUGAGCAAAGUGUAGACAGGUAAGAAAGUGUAAUGCAUGUUCAUGGUCUAAAGCAACAUUGUCCAGUAGAACUGUCUGCAAUGAUGGAAAUGUUCUACAUCUGCGAUGUCCAAUAUGAUAACAUUAGUGAUAUGUAUCCAGUGAGCAUUUGAAUGUGGCUAGUAUGAUUGAGGAACUGAAUUUGUAAAAUAAUUUUUAUUGUACUUUAGAUGAAGGUUUACAGAACAAACUAGUUUUUCAUUAAACAGUCAGUACGCACAUUGUUCUAUGACAUUGGUUGACAAACCCACGACAUGGCAACACUCUCCCUUUUCAAACUUGGGCUCCCUAUUACCAGCUUUCGUGUUCCCUCCUACAUCCUAGUCCCUGUCCCUGGGCUGGUAUGCCCCUUUAGUCUUGUUUCGUUUCAUGGGCCUGUCCAAUCUUUGGCUGAAGGGUGAACCUCAUGACAGACUUGAUUACUGAUCCGAAAGGGUAUCCGGGGGCCAUGCACUCAGGGUUUCUCCAGUCUCUGUCAGGUCAGCAAGUCUGCUCUUUCUUUUUGAGUUAGACUUUUGUUCUACAUUUUUCUCCAGCUCUGUCCAGGAGGAACUGAAUUUUCAAUUUAGUUUCAUUUUAAUUAAAUUUAAAUAGCCACAUGUGGCUAGUGGCUACCAUACCAGACCUCACAGAUCUAGAAGAUGAGAUCUUUUCACUCAGUCAGGCAGUCAGCCCAACAAAUACAGGGCUCCUUCCAUGCGCCAUGUCUUAGUUAUCUAGUGAUGCUGUAACAGAAAUAUCAAGAGUGGAUGGCUUCAAAAAACAGAAGUCUAUUCUCUCACGGUCUAGUAGACUGGAAGUCCGAAUUCAGGACAUCAGUUCCAGGGGAAGGCUUUCUCUUUCUGGACUCUGGAGGAAGGUCCUUGUCAUCAAUCUUACCCUGGUCAAGGAGCUUCUCAGCACAGGGACCCCAGGUCCAAAGGACACACUCUGUUCCUGGCACUACUUUCUUGGUGGUAUGAGGUUCCCUUGUCUCUCUGCUUGCUUCUCUCUUUUAUGUCUCAAAAGAGAUUGACUUAAAACCCAGCCUAAACUUGUAGAUUGAGUUAUUAAUCUACCUGCCUUAUUAACAUAACUGCCUCUAAUCCUGCCUCAUUAACAUCAAAGAGAGAGGAUUUACAACAUAUAGGAAAAUCACAUCAGAUGACAAAAUGGUGCAUAAUCACAUAAUACUGGGAAUCAUGGCUUAGCCAAGUUGACACAUAUUUUUGUGGGACACAAUUCAAUCCAUAACAUUCCACCCUUUGGACUCCCAAAAUUCAUGUACUUUCCACAUGUAAAACACAUCAGGACUGUUCUGGGCAAUGAAAGAUUAGCAGUGACAAGAUGGAUAAAAUCUCUUGUCUUCAGGAGCUUACAGUGUGGAGAGAUGGAUGAUCAACACAAAAGGUAAUUUCAUAUAUUUACAAAAAAUAAUAAAGCUGAGUAGUAAGUACAAAGUGACUCAGGUUUGGAGGGUUGACAUUGAUAUAAUCCACUGAUCCCUUUCAGAUUUCCCAUGUUACUUGUACUCAUUUGUUCUAUACAACGUACAAUAUCCACUACUACUGUCAAGAUACUGAACAGUUCCAACACCACAAGGAUCCUUCAUAUUGACAUUUUAUAACUACACCUACCUCCCUUUCCACCCUCCACCUCACCCAUCCCUAACCCAUGGCAACCACUAAUCUGACCUUCAUGUCUAAAAUUCCAUCAUUGCGAAAAUGUUAUAUGAAUGGAAUCAUACAGUAUCUAACCUUUUAGGAUAGCCUUUUUUCACUCAGCAUAAUUUCCUGGAAAUUCAUCACAAGUUAUUUUCAACAGAAAAUAGAAGACUAAAACAACACUAUAAGCAAACUAGAUCUAACACAUUGUCUUCGUUACUUACAAAUACUGUAAGUAGGUGCUUUAAAGAACAAAAAUUAAUUUUCUUACAGUUCUGGAGGCUAAAAGUUCAAAUCAGGGUCUUGGCCAUGUCAAUCUCUUCUACGAGUCUCUCUCCUAGUUUCUGGUGUCUGCUGGAAAUCUUUGGCAUUCCUUGGUGUUUUCUGGUGUCUGUCUUCCCCCUGUGUCUGUCUCUGUGUCUACUCUGCUCUUUUGAUAACUCAAAAGUGAUUAGGUUUAGGACCUACUGUAUAUGGGUAUGCCCUAAUUAACAUCACAAAGAAAACCCCUAUUUCCAAAAGGGUCAUACUCACAGGUACGGGGGUUACAAUUUGUCUUGGUUAUCUCGUGCUGUUGUAAAAGAAAUACCACAAGGGGAUGGCUUUCACAAAAAGAAAUUUAUCUCUGCAUAGUAAAAUAGGCUAAAAGCCCAAAUUCAGGGUAAGGCUUUUUCUCUCUGUCAGCCUUCUCAUCCAUCUUCCUCCGGACUAGGAGCUUCUCCAUGCAGGGACCCUGUCACUGCUUUCUUGGUGGUAUGAGGUCUCCCACUCUCUGCU